Chironomus riparius is the source of this 1326-nucleotide messenger RNA. The record is from the annotation of a GenBank genome assembly. Lineage: Eukaryota; Metazoa; Arthropoda; Insecta; Diptera; Chironomidae.
AUGAGUGCUAUUAACGAUGAAAACCCUAAUGCGGAAGCCUGGAAUGAUGAAGCUAAAGCAGCUUUCUUGGCCUUCAAAAAGAAGAAGAGAAAUCUUCCGUCACCUGGUGACGUUGACAGUAAUCUUAAUGUAAUGAAAAAGCCCAGAAAACUAGACUUCAGCCAUAAUAGAUUCAGUAACAGAGUAGCUAAUCGAUAUCGAACAGUGGAUCAAAAUCGUGCAUUGGGAAGUGAGCAUAAUGAUCCAUUUGUAACCAAUAAUAACAUCAGAAGCUCAACAAUGUCUGAAAAUUUUGUCAGUAUGGAUGUAAGUGAACUAGAAUCUGACAAAACUGAAGUCCCUUGUGAUGAAAUUAAUAAGAACAUUGCGUCCUUACGUGAGAUGAUAGCUAAUAAGGAAGAUCCUUACGUAGUUCUUGAGAAAAUUGUUCAGCAAAUGGCUGAUUCGCAUAAAAAUUAUAAUGAGAAAAUUACAAAAGUUACUGGUGAUUGUAUUAGACUUGCAGCACGUCAAAAUGAACAAUUAGUUUCUGCAGAGAAUCGAAUUAUGCAGGAAAUAUCCAAAGUCCAUCAAAGAAGCGAGGACAGGCUUAAUGCAAUUGAGUUCACUCAAAAAUGUGCGGUUGAAACUAAUAUCGUUUGGUUAAGUUUCGCUGAUUCAAAUGAAAUUGACUCACUAAGAAUCAAAACCAAGUCUGAACUAAUACGCGAAGCUGUUAAAAUACUCACGAGAAUGAAUAUUUGGAAUAACGGAAGCAACAGGACGAUAGUUGAUGUCUUUACACAAAAAAUCUCUUUAAGAACUGACAGUGGCUUUGAGAAUGAAAUGAUUAUGGGAAUAAAAUUUCUAAAUUCCUUUGCAGCUCGUGACAUUAAACGACUUGCCGUCCAAUAUGCGAAAACACAAUUCAUCUCUAAGAAUUUCGAUGCGAUUCGAUAUAUAAUUAGAGAUAACUGGAGUUCUGAGGUAUGGAAAUUACUUCGAGUUUGUUACGAUCUAUCGCGCAUUAAACUGAUUGACAAAGCUUCAGUAUGUGAUGCAGGAAUACAGGUAUUUUACAAAAAAAAAAUAAUAAUUGAUCAAAAUGGUGCUGAGGAAGAGAGAAAUUUUAAGACAUUGAUUAGAACUGAAGGCGAUCUGGAUGAACUGAGAGUUGAUGUCAAUGACAUUGGUCUAAAUAUUCCAACAUUCCAAUUGUAUGAUGGAAAUUAUUUUAAAAUGCAUUAUGAUGAAAGAAACUCGUACAGAAGUUCUAUCAAAUCACCAACUGACAAUAAUGCAAACGAUCCUUUGACACAAGAUGGGGCUACUAGCUCUGCAUAUUGA